Molecule: messenger RNA, 1053 nt
Organism: Uranotaenia lowii
Lineage: Eukaryota; Metazoa; Arthropoda; Insecta; Diptera; Culicidae
Exons: 1
Coding region: 1-1053 (350 amino acids)
Source: RefSeq, a predicted model, not a curated record
AUGUCUGAAGUGGAAGAUAUUUUGUGCGCAAUUUGUUCGAAGCCGGAGAAGGAUCCUACUAAAGUUAUCGAAUGCUUGUACUGUUUCAAGUCGGAGCAUUUCAAGUGUCGAAAUCUGGCAGGGGAAGCCAUCCGUAAAUUUCGGAAACAGCCGUUUUACUGCUCUUUGGAUUGCCGAAACUUGCAUGCAGCUACUACGACAAAAAGCAGUGCCGAGGAGUCCCUUGUACUGAAGGAGCUACGUACUGUGCUGACCGAGAUUCGUGAAACAAAAUCCGAACUUUCAGAAGUGCGAAACACGGUCAAGGAAAUUGAAAAGUCCCAGGAUUUUGUUUCUACCAAACUGGAUGGAAUCUUGUCUGAGCUACAGGAGCUGAAAAUAAACCAAAACAAACUGAAGAAAGAUGUUGUUGUUCUUCAAAGUGAUCAGCGUAAGGUGGAAGAAACAGUUUCCAAUCUGGAACUAGAAGUGGAUCGUAUUAAUCGUCUAGCCUUAUCAGCGAAUGCAGUUAUUUUGGGUGUACCAAUGAAAGCGAGCGAGAAUCUCAACCAAAUAGUUGAACUGAUUGCUAGGACUGUUGGUUAUGCUCUUCCACCUAAUGCUAUUUUGGAUUGUAAGCGCCUGGUUACUAAGGACGCCGACAAAGGAAAAAACAAAACCAUUCCCAUCAAAGUUGUUUUUGCUAGCGAAAAGUUCAAAGAGGACCUAUUCGAGAGAAAAAAAGCACACGGCCAACUAUUGUUAUCAGCUAUAGGCUUUGAAUCGACGAUUGCCAGAAAAAUCAUCCUACGCGACGACCUUACGUCGUAUGGAAUCAACCUACUCAAGACAGCCCGUGAAAAGCAAGCCGAAGCCGAUUUCAAAUACAUCUGGCCUGGCAGAAAUGGUGUCAUCCUUGCGAAAAAAACUGAUGGAGCAAAAAUUGAAGUCGUGCGAUGCCAAAAUGAUCUAUCGAAGCUGGACCGUCCUUCUAACAAAAGGCAACUGGACAUCUCGAGUGGCUCUUCAGGUUCACCAUCAACUCCCCAUGGAUUUCCAGCAGCGAAGCGUUAA